This is a messenger RNA of Limulus polyphemus (Atlantic horseshoe crab), 4039 nucleotides long. RefSeq names its product transmembrane emp24 domain-containing protein 1-like. NCBI's taxonomy places the organism in Eukaryota, Metazoa, Arthropoda, Merostomata, Xiphosura, Limulidae. The record is from RefSeq and is a predicted model, not a curated record. The transcript is spliced from 4 exons. Gene Ontology annotation, cellular component: endoplasmic reticulum; endoplasmic reticulum-Golgi intermediate compartment; COPII-coated ER to Golgi transport vesicle. Gene Ontology annotation, biological process: Golgi organization; endoplasmic reticulum to Golgi vesicle-mediated transport; intracellular protein transport. Bases 6 to 752 code for a protein of 248 amino acids.
UCAAAAUGGUAGGAGGACGGGUCGUAGCAUUGAAUUCAAAAUUUGUAUUUGUUUUUUUAGCAAUAAUAACUUUUAAUAUUCGUGAGUUUUUGCAAGCAAAAGAUGCAGCUGAAAAUAAUGAGAGCGAGCUCUCGAUAACUGUAGGGCCUGGGAAGACAGAAUGUUUUUAUCAAUUUGCUAAGGAAGAUGAUGUUAUAGAAAUUGAAUAUCAGGUGCUUGAUGCAACUUUCGGAGAUAUAGAAUUAAGACGUGAACUAAACAUCAACUUUUUUCUAAGAUCUCCUACUAACAGAGAAAUCAUCUCUGACUUUAUGAAAGCUGAUGCUGUACAUAGGCAUGAGGUAAAAGAGAGAGGAGACUAUAAGAUUUGUUUUGACAACACAAACAGCAGGUUUUCAACUAAAUCUGUUUACUUUGAAAUUUUUGUGGACUCAGAGGAAGAGGAUCGAUGGGAUAAUCUGGAUGUCGUUUAUCCACCAGAAUUAAUAUAUAAUGAUACAAUAGAAGACAUCAAGAGCUCUAUGGACAAAGUACGUGAUAAUUUAAUCAAGGUAAAACAUUUUCAAGACCAAAUGAGAGCUACUGAGGCACGAGAUCGGAAUGUUCAAGAACACAACUUUUCGCAGGUGAACACCUUUUCAAUCAUCAUCAUUUCUGUCAUGCUGAUUGUUGGCGCUGUGCAAGUGCUGAUGGUUCGAAGUUUGUUUGAGGAGAAAAGUAAACUGCACAAGAUAUUCAAAAUUCUUUCAUGACAAAAAAAAAAGAAUUACUUCUGUUCUGAGUAACCAGAAAAAUGAACUGAGAAAAGUUAGUUGAAAACAAUCUGACAAAACCCAUGACUUAAGCCAAUUGGAUCUAGUCGUAUCCCUUGCAGUCUAGUGCCUUUUAUUGAUGUGUACUCCAAACAGUUGUAGUGUACCCUUAUUUGUUGCUGCUUGCCAGUAUCCACAAAUAUAGUUCCAAAGAAUAUUCUUUUAUACAAACAUUGCUAAUAGAAUUUCCAUCAUUAAUUACAGGUGUAUUUGUUUUUUAUAAUUCAUGUAUUGGCAUUAUUUUACUUUGUAUAUGACAAAUAGCUACAUGCACUUAUUAUGUUUGGUAUUUUGAAUGUUCCAAAGCAUCUACUCUACAUUACUGUUAAAUUUAUUUUUGUGACAUAAUUCAACAUUUGUUCAAAUAUAUAUAUAUAUAUAUCAUGCAUAUGAUCAAAUGAUAAAAAAAGCAAUAACCAAUUAUACUAUGAUUAUAUGUAUCAAUUUUAUGUAAACUAGCUUAUGAUUCAGCUAAUAAAUGUCCAGAAACCAAAGAAUUUUAUGUAAUAUAAGAUUUUACCCAAUUUGAAUAUCCAGGGUUUUUAAGGUGUUUACAAACAAUGGAAGUUGCACUCAAUGUCAAUAAGAAAGUUGAUUUACUAGUUAAACUGAAAAUCGUAUAAGUAUACAUGGUUCCCACGAGUCAGGGAAAAGUUGGUGAAUUUUAUAUUUUGCAUUCCUGGCCCAGGAAUUAUCGGGGAAUUUCACUGAUUCAUUGAUGCUUGUAAGGUAUGGAAGACGAGUAAUGUGGUGUCAAAAAUUGCAUACAGGUUAAUCCUGUCACAUUUAGCAUGUCAUUGUGCAAAUUUUAUGCAUAAACAUUGUUUUGCCUAAAUUAAUUUUUUUAUUUACUGUUAAGUGUCAUGGAGUAUGAAAGCAGCUGUAAUAGAUUACAUAAACAGUAGCAAGCUUCACACAUAAAUAGUGUGUAAGGGCUUUGGACAAAGCUUCAUUUCAUCUUCCUAAAAACUAGGUCAUGGAGGAUUGCUUUACAACAAAAUAAAAGCCUUAACAAAUUACUGUUCAUAGUUAGGUUGUUUCCAUUAAAUAAAUUAUUUUGAAUGUACAAAUCUUAGUGCAUUAAUAAAACAGUCUCCAGUAGUCAUGGAAGGAACAUGUAAUACCGAGGAUAUGUUACAUUAUUGAAAUUUGAGUAGGAAAGAUAUAAAAAUGAAACUUAGUUUAUUUUGAUGAAGCCUCCAAGUUACAAAGAUAGAACUAAUCUACAGUUUUGAUGAGUUAUUAUUUGUAUUUGAUGUCUGUGCUUAUAUAUAUGUAAUUAAUUGUCAAAAAUAAUUAUAACAAAUAGUAAAUUAUCAGUAAUUUUGUUUUAACUCAUUAUAAAUAUACAUCACUAAGCAUUGCCUGUUGUACACGACAUCAUGAUGCAUAAUACAGCUUAGGCAGGGGGUGUUGACCUGCGAUAUCUCCAAGAGACAAUUAGAAUAUUGCCAGAUGCAGUUAAGGAAAACCUGUAUAAAGCAAAAUAUGGAUGGCAAUGUAUAAUAUCAAUAAAUUGAAGGUAAUGACAAGUUUUGGAAAAAAAAUCUAAUGAAAAUAAGAUUGAAAUAUAGAAUGUUUCAUUAACAGUAACUAAUGAUAUGGCACACGGAAGGAUUUCCAAGAAUACAGCACUAUUUGUUAUCCAUGUAUCUUUGUAGAAACAGUUGAAAUUGCAUCAAUGAAUAUAUAAUUUAAUGAAUACAUCAUACUUACCUAGUAAUUAUAAUUUAUUGAGUAAAUCAUGUUUAUCCAGUAAUUUAUAAUUUAAGUUACUGGAUAUUUGAGUAUUAUGUUAGGAAAAUUUACUGUUUGUCAAGCAACAAACAAGAUGUUAGGGACAGGAAACAAUAAAGAUGAGCAUACAUAGCUUGAGUGAAUUGGAUUAAUAGUUUUAGUAUUGUUUCAAAACUAUGGACUUUCAGACUAUGGUAUGCUCCUGAGAUCAAGAUAAUUAUUAAGGAAAUCGUGUGGUGUUAGUGUGAUAGAAGAUGGGUGAUGUGUUGGUGUUUGUCAUUGUGUCGAGUCCAAGAGCCAUACCAGAAUGAAAAUAUAUUGAGUAAUUCCAGUAAAAGUUUUACUUAGCAGCAGUUUCUACUUAAUGUAAUAAGCAACAUUAUGUAAGGCCAAAAUGAAAAACUUGACACAUGAGCAGUUUAAUACUUUAAUGCAAUACCAUUGUCUUUGACAGAUAAGUUUGCAUACAGCAACAUUCGUGUCUGCGACAGUUAACCAUAGCCUCUCUACAAAUAUGAUCGUACAUUACGAUGACAUAGAAAUAUAAUGCAACUAUAACUGACAUGGAUGUUUUAUCAAUAGUUCUGAUUCCUACAUAAAGUUUCCUGUAUGUAUAAUUAGAAUUUACAACUUAGUUUUUUGUAAAUAUAAUCUGACGAAUAUAGAUGAACUUGAUACUCACAGAUUUACAGCACGUGCAAAAAUAAUACAGUGUGCUCUGGAUCAGUGAAUGAUUUUAUUAACGUGUGCAGUUGUUUUAUAAAUAUUGAAGAUAUGAAAUUACUGCAGUGUAUGUUUAACAACUGAACGUUUUGGGCAUGUAAGCACAUCAGAAAAUAUUGCUACAAGAAAUAUUUGACAUAUGAAAAGUAUACUUGUUAAAGUAUAUUCCAUUUUACAACAGUUAACAUGUUCCUUCCUUGUAUUAAAAGGUGAAAUGUAACAAGUACAAAUAUUAAAUUCUUAUGCUACAGUUGCAUUUUUGUGACUUAAAAUUUAAAAAUAUGAUUAGUAAGCAUAAUCAUGAACAAAUGGAUAAACUGCCUUUGUUGUGUUUGACUAAUCAAACUGAAGCUUUGCUGACAUUUAAGCAGACUGUGGCUAUUGAUACACAACCUGUUCGACUUUAUUCGAUAAUAAAUUAAUGUUUUUCAAUUUCACGCAUUAUUAUAGGUAGUAGUUCAAUAACACAUUAUUAUAGGUAGUAGUUCAAUAACACAUUAAAAGUGUAUAUCAAUUGGUUAGAGAAUAACAUACUAUGGUCAGGAAAAAGUCAGGGAAUUUUGUUCUGUCCAAGGUGUGGGAACCAUGAAUAAUUAAAGAAAACAUUUUUCAUUAACAUUUUUGUUAAAAAAAAGAGGAUUCAAAACUUAGCAAUUCGUGUGGCAUCCUUAUGCUUAAAGUUGGUCUUGUAAUAUAAUGUAUGACAGGUAGAAUGUAUUAUAGUGAAGUUAUUCAGUUACUGAAUAUAAAAUAUUAGUUGAAUUAUA